AUGCCAUAUCUAGUCCAACCACCCGCGCAGUCCAUCGAAGCUUGCGACCCGCUGUUCACCUACGUGCUUGACGACCCCAUCCCCUCCGAAAUACGUAUACUCAAGGACCUUAAGGAACUGGGCUGGGAAGUCUCCGUGCAUUUCCACGAUGAUGCGGUUUAUCUAAAUGCCACGAAAGAGAUCGGAAAGGCGUUAAAAGCGAUACGACGCAGGACGCAGAUGAUACAUGGGGAUAUGGUUGGGGACAGUCCCAGGUUGACUCUUGAGGAAAUGUGGCAGAGGGAGAUGACCAGCAGGUCGGAACAAGAACUCUGCGAUAUCAAGGAGAAGGAGAAAGUUAACGAUGCAGCAAGCAUAAUGUCGCGGAUGACAGAGCAGAGAGCUUGGGUGCGCUGGGCCGAUGAGGAGGCUGGAUUGGAGGCGAACAGCUCUAACGUAGUGCAAGCCACCGAUAGACAGUCCUACCUGUCGCACACUCCGAGUUUGGAAGACUAUGAGGACUCAGUCAUCGACGUUUACGAAGGGCCUGCUGGCAGCCCCAAAGCCCCAGUCGGACUUAUGGGUAUGUCUGGUUACUGGUGUCCACCGAUUUCUCUCAAAGCCCGGUCGCAAAAGAACUCUCGAUCUCAAUCCAUCGCACCAAGCGCUGUGCUUCCAUCACGAGACUCGAAGGAGACUCGGAAGCUCAAGAAGAAAGUUACCCGUCGUGACUCAGAACCCUCGUUGGGAAAGUAUCUGCCACUGGGGUUUGUCAGGCCCCUGUCUUGGGUGAAAGGAAAGCGAAGCGCGAAUGAAGGGGCCAGUGCAGAUGCAACCGCACCAGAUGAGCAACAAACCACCGCUCGAUCAGAGAGCUCCUUUAACCCUUAUCAACGCACCACCCCCACGCAAUCUGUUCCGAAUAUCCACCUGCAAGAGUAUUCCUCCACUUUCCUUCAACCUGAACCACGUAACAUAUCACCCGCCUUUUCUACUACCUCCAGUCUCAUCUUCCCUGGCCGUGAGAUAACCCCAGAAGCCUACUUCCAGCGCACGAACCGACCCCGAAAGAAUCUACAGCCGCGCCAGCUUACACCACCACCAGGACUAGAAAACGAUCCCUACAUGUGGCAAUUGUGGGACCGCGGCCGUAAAAGGCAGCGAGACAAGACUGAUCGUGUGCUGGGUAAAGACAGCAUGCAAAGACAAGAUAGCGGCAAUGCUAGUUGGUAUGAUGGGUUCCAGAAGAUGAUGAAGGAGAAGGAAGCAAAGGUGGCCAAGGAAGAGAAGAAGGCUGAGAAGAAGGCGAGGAAGCAGAGGGAGAAAGAGGAGAAGGAAGAGCGAUUACGCAAGGAGAAUAGGGAGAAGGAAGAGCGGAUACGCAGAGAGAAUGAGGACAACGUCGUCGCGGUGGUUGUUAAUGACUCGGAGGUCUUGAUCGAAACUAUGGAGGAGUGCAACACGUAG
Molecule: messenger RNA, 1446 nt
Organism: Alternaria viburni
Lineage: Eukaryota; Fungi; Ascomycota; Dothideomycetes; Pleosporales; Pleosporaceae
Exons: 4
Coding region: 1-1446 (481 amino acids)
Source: RefSeq, a predicted model, not a curated record